This is a messenger RNA of Closterium sp. Naga37s-1, 369 nucleotides long. NCBI's taxonomy places the organism in Eukaryota, Viridiplantae, Streptophyta, Zygnematophyceae, Desmidiales, Closteriaceae. The record is from the annotation of a GenBank genome assembly.
AUGCCUGGGUGGGGCGCGCGCUACUCUGCUGGGUGGCGGGCGCUGGUCUCUUGGGGCGCGCGCUGCUCUGCUAGGUGGCGGGCGCUACUCAGCUGGGGCGCGCACUGCUCUGCAGGGUGGCGCGCGCUACUCUCCUGGGUGGCGGGCGCUGGUCUCCAGGGGCGCGCGCUACUCUGCUGGGUGGCGGGCGCUACUCAGCUGGGGCGCGCGCUGCUCUGCAGGGUGGCGCGCGCUACUCUGCUGGGUGGCGGGCGCUGGUCUCCAGGGGCGCGCUCUACUCUGCUGGGUGGCGGGCGCUACUCUGCUGGGCUGCGCGCUGCUCUGCUGGGUGGCGCGCGCUAUUCUGCAGGGGCGCGCGAUGGUCUUUAG